Messenger RNA from Tetrahymena thermophila SB210, 243 nucleotides. Its product is annotated as transmembrane protein, putative. Lineage: Eukaryota; Ciliophora; Oligohymenophorea; Hymenostomatida; Tetrahymenidae. The transcript has a single exon. The record is from RefSeq and is a predicted model, not a curated record.
AUGAAACUCCUUUAUCUAUAAAUUUUUGACAAAACCAAUAAUGAAAAAGGAAAAAAAGAAGUUUUAGUUAGAGGUUUUACUAAUAAUUACAAAAGUUUCACAUUUGUACUAAGUUUUGUCAUUAGUAUUACAAUUUUACCUCCAAUUAUUGAUUAUUGGUAAAUGACUGUAGUAUAAAAAAGUUAUAAAUAUAUUUUCAGAAUAUUGCUUAACUAUUAAUAAUUCUAAUUCUUGGGUAACUGA